This is a messenger RNA of Paraphaeosphaeria sporulosa, 1032 nucleotides long. RefSeq lists its product as uncharacterized. The transcript has 2 exons. Lineage: Eukaryota; Fungi; Ascomycota; Dothideomycetes; Pleosporales; Didymosphaeriaceae. The coding region runs from base 1 to 918 and encodes 305 amino acids. Gene Ontology annotation, molecular function: protein binding. The record is from RefSeq and is a predicted model, not a curated record.
AUGGCCGGGUCCUUCAGCGACCUUAUCCUCUCAGAUCUCUUCACAUUCUAUGUCGGGACUGGCGAGAAGAAAGAGGUAGUCCGAGUGCACUCAAGAGCCAUUGCAGCAACCUGCGACUACAUGAAAAAUCUCAUAGAAGGAGAUAUGAAAGAAGCUCACGACCGGACCGCAAAACAGGACGUGGAACUUGAAGAAUUUUUACGCUUCGUUGAGUAUGCGUAUCGAGGUGACUUCACGGCCCCUUCUUAUAUUCUUGAGGAACGGAGCGCACAGGCUGAGGUUCUUGUGGCGGAUGUAGCCCAGUCCCCUCCAGCCGAAGUCAUCCCACCAGCACCCACUCCCCCUAUCUGGGGGCAAGCUGUAGUCGAGGCCGCAGAUGAUGCCCCAGUCGCUGCUGAUGGCGGCUGGGGUGACUGGGGUGUUUCGACGAAGAAGAAAAAGAAGGAGAAGAAGGUAAAGAGCAAGGUCGAUUUGUUCCGCACCGAGGAAUUCAACAAGCGUUACUACCUUCUGGAUGCCGGGCCACAAAUGGGCUUCGCUCCAGCUUCCAACUCCGCACCGGAAGAGAAUUUCACGCCGGUCUUCCUGGCUUAUGCGCGGCUAUACUGCUUUGCGGAAAUGCGCCUCAUCCAUGGACUCAAGGCCAGUACUUUACAUAAGCUUCACUUCGCAUUGUCAAGUUUUACGCUGUACCCAGAGCGCAUUGGGGACGUCGUUGAACUUGCUCGAUACACGUAUGAGAAUACGCCGAAUAGAAGAGCGGAUGGGACGGUCGAUGAGCUAAGGAAUUUGGUCGUGGAUUAUGUUGCUUGCGAAAGCGCAGAGAUUGGGAAAAGCAACGCUUUCAAGGAGUUGCUUGAAGAAGGAGGAGAGUUCGUGAGCGACCUUUGGAAUGUCGUGAGCAAGCAUGUCAUUUGAAGCUCGAUGCGUGCGUGCGGAUAUGAGAACAACUUGAGUGUUGAACCAUGCUACAGGCCCAUCCUCCAGUUCAACAUGACUGAAAAGGCUCUGAGUAGCUUAAGAAUGCAACCG